GUUGGAGUUGAUGCGGGCCCAGGCAACGCCCAGUGGAAUAUUAACAAACGGCCAAGCUCCACUAGCGCAAAAGAUGGGUGAAUCCGUACUGAAAAGCGUUGAAACGUCGGCCUAUUCGCUGAGCGUCGUUCUGAAGGACCCCAGACCGCUUUUAUACCACCCACAGCGCCAGUUUUACACUUACAACGACUGUGUGGAGGGCCAAGUGCUGCUUGAGGUGACCAAGGAUGUGGCUGUUAAGAACAUCCAGGUGAAGGUGUGCGGGAUGUCGCAGUGCACUGUAGCACGGGAGAGCAGAUACUACGAUGGCAAUCAGUGGAGGACCGAGAAGGAGACUGAUACGGUGAACCAUGAGGUGCUGUAUGACGUUGAGACGGUGUUCCCGCCGCAUAACGUUGUUGAUGUUGCUGUUGCGGACAAGUUCACGCUGACGAAGGGGAAGUACCAGUAUGGGUUCUCCCUCAGAAUCCCGACACUGGCGCACUGUGGCGAUGAGGAUACGAGAUUGCACUCGAACAGGUUCACCUCGUCGUAUGAGCGCCCUGACGAUGAAGGUAAACAUUGGACUGACCGCUCGCUACGCCACUUACAGGCACCUUUACCGCCUAACUUCAGUGCCGGCUGGGGGAACGGGGAUCAUGCUCUAAUAACGUACCAGCUGAAGGUGUCCGUUCAUAGAGCGGGCAUGUUUGCAUCCACUGGUCGGCUUGUUGUGCCGAUUGAUAUCAGGCCGCCGGGCCCACCUUUGGAUCAUUACAUUUCAAGAAUAGCGCUUUCAAGGUUCUCCCAGACAAAGCUGAUUGAUACUAUAUACCAGGGAGAACAGGCCCUUUCAAAGAGACAAAGAAUGAAGGAUUGGUUCCGUAAUACAGAAAAGAGACCACCAACAAAGCUAAGGUUGAAACUCUUCACGAAACCUCUCAUUGUGCCUUCAAUGCACAACUUCCAGUUGUACCUGCUUACAUCACACGCUCUUGGAGACUUUAUGAAGGAGGUGCCAGUGAUAUUCCUGAGGUAUUUAGAGAUAACACUGGUUCAAAAAGUUGAUCUUUGGGCGAGAACUUUCAACGAUACGUUCUUUCACAACAAUGUACUGGUGAAGUCCUCGGAGUCCAGGGAGAUUCUCAUGGUGGAUGCUGUUUCAGUGAAAGAUGAAGGCAUGUUCAAAUCACAAAUUGACUUAUCGCAUCUGUUGAACGAGGUGAAUCUUGAAUCAAUUCCACCUUCUUUCACAACGUGUAACAUUGGAGUGACAUAUGAUCUCAAAGUUAUCAUGAAGUUUAGCAGUUCAUCAGAUAGUUGGUUCUCUGAUAUCGAAAGCUUUGAAAUGCUGGUUGGCGUGACAGUGGCCGGGCCUCUGGUGGAGGCUGGUGAACUCAGCUCUGAACCAUUAGAGCUCGCUGAAGAUGUGCCACAGGCACAGUUCAUGGGAACAGUUAAAGAGCAGGGAGAUGGUCUUAUUCGCACAGGAACCAACUGUUCCAAGUGGUCAAGUGGUUAUAACGAGAAGAAUAAGAGUCCACCACCAGCGUAUGAGGUUUGAAACGAGAGAGAGAGAGCUUCCAUUGUAUGGACAUGCAGUGUAAGAACUAAAGAUUGUGUAACGGGUAAAUGGUCUGGACUGAAUAUGUAUGCUGCAGUUAAUAAGUUGGUUCUAACGGUCUAUUCACUUGUGAGUGUAAUAACUAUACAUUGUAUUGUAUAAGAGGAUUACUAUGGGAUUCAAGCAGACUCAUGUUAGCAACAAUUGCGAUUGAGACACUAGUCAAGGCUAUGAAUGCCUAAUAUCUUUACGGCGAAUAAACUUGUCUUGUCAGAAAUUCCAACCCACAACGUCAAUGUGACUGUAGAACAACACCACGUGUAUUCUAAGAG
This is a messenger RNA of Williopsis jadinii, 1875 nucleotides long. RefSeq lists its product as uncharacterized. Bases 74 to 1543 code for a protein of 489 amino acids. The record is from RefSeq and is a predicted model, not a curated record. The transcript has a single exon. NCBI's taxonomy places the organism in Eukaryota, Fungi, Ascomycota, Saccharomycetes, Phaffomycetales, Wickerhamomycetaceae.